Messenger RNA from Topomyia yanbarensis, 5494 nucleotides. RefSeq names its product protein gone early (gene goe). NCBI's taxonomy places the organism in Eukaryota, Metazoa, Arthropoda, Insecta, Diptera, Culicidae. Gene Ontology annotation, cellular component: plasma membrane. The record is from RefSeq and is a predicted model, not a curated record. The coding region runs from base 1562 to 4435 and encodes 957 amino acids. Gene Ontology annotation, molecular function: metalloendopeptidase activity. Gene Ontology annotation, biological process: protein processing. The transcript has 13 exons.
UUUCAGCAGUUCCAGUUGAACCGUGAGUUCGUUAGGACGUGUCGAAGUUUUGCCGGCUUUGAAAUACAGUGCCGUUCCCAUUCAGCAGAGUUAAUAAAGCAGAGGGAUUGAAAGUGUAGUUGUUGCAGCAUAAAAUUUCAUACGCUGUAUGUGUACUGCUGCACCGAAGACUAGUAGCAGCAACAGAAUGCUGUCGUUGCUUGAUCUUCUAGUGGCGUUUUUUUUAUUUCGUGAACUUCAUAUAUUGCAGUGAUCGGGGGGUUGCUUUGAUUCGUUGGUGAAAAUAUUUUCUGUUUCGAGAAUAAAAAGUAGUGCUGUGUGUUGUGAGCCGCGAUAAAAGAUAACGGUAAAAAUGAUGUUCCUUCGUUCGUGUUCUGAAUGAACGGAAUAGUUCUUCCGGUUCUGUGGUUAGUCGUUUCGGAGAUCAGUGUGAAACGUCAGCGGUGAAGUGCAGUUGUUUUUAAUAGGUUUCUGUUGAUCUUCCACCGAACGACAUUUGCCCAGAGCGAAGCGGAAAAACAAAUAUAGAGAUCAAUUUCGACACUUUGGCUUAUACGCCUCAUCGAAUAGCGUGAUUGUUAUAAUGAACAAUAAGUGAAUUUGGCAAUGUAGUGAUGUUUUUUUUUUUCUGCAAAUCAUAGAAAAUAAAUUGUUCGUUCCUGUUCGGAAUCUUAGCGCAGCAGAAGAAGUAAAUUUGAUUCAAGUUGGGAUCAUCGAGCGAAAGUAAAUAGCGAAGGAUCGAUUUGCUGUUGAGUAGAGUUUCUGGUGGUUGAAUUGAAGGUGAGAAGUUGAAUAAACCGAGAAAAGUGCGGAAUAAGAACAAAUGAAUAGAUAAUUAGUGCACGUGGAAGCAGUGUUCAGUAGUGCAGGCGGUAUUAGUCGGUUGAUCGGGCUGGAAUUGCUGGAAGUUGCUGAGCAAAAAUUAAGAUUCCUCAACAGUUUCGGAGGUACUACUCCGUUGCGGCGACACACGUCUCGAGUGAUAAUUUGUGCUGCGUCGGCGGUGGCACUAAACGAAGAAAGAAACACCUGUGCGGUGUCAUCCAUCCGAACGUGAUAAAGUUAUAAUUGGAUAGCGGCAAGCAGGCCGGGUCCGUUUUCUCCACAACCAUCUCAAAAAGAAGAAAGAAAAAUAGAAAUUAGCUCGUGAACGGAUUCAACAGUAUUCUUCAACCCAACAACAAAGCUAACAAGACCGGUUAGGAUUCAUCGUUUGUGUUGUGUUGUGUUGUGAGGUGAGGUUAGGAGGGGUUACUUCCCGGCUGGUUUUCGAAUGACGAACUCAGCCGGUUGAUGCUUUCCAAGUGGUGCCCGACAGCAACAACAACAGUAGAAGAUGGAUGACGGAUUAUCAUCCACCGCGCCGCCGUUUUGGUGAACGGUUCUUUUUUUUUCUUCUACUCGUGAGUGUGUUCAAACAAACCAAGAUUCGCGUGCAUUCCAGUUCAGUGUGUAGCCUUGACCGCGUGAGUGGCGGUGUGCAGUAGUGGUGUUCCGAACGGAAGCGUGAAACUGGCAGAGGUAGUUCAAAAUUUUGAAGUUCAAAAAAACUCGUUACAAAAUGGCAGAAAAUGCCGCCAAAAGUGGUGCUAUCGGUCGGGGUGUGGGGCUCGGUUCCGAACUCGGAACCGGCGAUGAUCAACCACCGCGAAGGAAUAUGAACGGGAACCGGUCGGCUCGGUUCGGGUCCGAUGGGAAGAAGGGUCCCAAUUCGCACAAAAAGAGCGUAGAUUCACCGUUAGCCGAUGAGGAAGCUAAGCUGCUCCAGCAGAAGCAACAGCAGCAGCAGAAGGUUCCCCAGGUCGUGAAGGGACUCGGCAUAACGACUGAUAUCGGGGGAGAUGGUGAAGGAAUUGAAUCAGGCGGUACCCACCUGGAUGGGGAGAAUGGGGAUUUGCGGGGGCAGACGGUUCCUACGGGCGUGUCGGUCAUCGAUAUGAUUGACAGUGGAUCGCAGUCGCGGAAACCCUCGGAGGGUAAAGGAAAGAAUGUGUUCAAAGCUGCCUACAAUCGUUUGCUGACGUCCUUCGAAGUAUCUAAGAAGUCUGAACGACCCUUAAUCUCUCUAAUCCUGCUUAGUCUGCUGUUGCUAGUUGCUCUCAUUUUGCUGGUAAUAUUCUGGCCUCGGCUGCCCGGAUACCUGACGAGGGAAGUUUGCCUGGAAGCAGAAUGUCUGGAGGCUAGUAAACAGCUUCUCUCGUGGGCCAAACCGGAGGCAAACACGUGCCGCUCACCGUACGAAUGGGCCUGCGGGCGGUUCGAGGAAAAGUAUAGCACCCACAGCUUCUUCGAGGUGAACAAGGGCGAGUGGAACUUCGACGCGUAUCAGGACUAUGAGGAUACAUCCGCCGCGUACGAGUUCAUCUCAAAGCUUCCAACGGUGGCCAUGUCCUAUUCAACACAAUCAAUGAUCAAGAAACUACACUCGAUCUGUACGACGGUGGAAACGGUGAGCAACAGCGAAGCGAUAACGUCUCUGAAACGUGCUCUGAUGCAUUUGGGUGGCUGGCGAAUGCUUCUCGGCAACAACAAUCCUCACUGGGGUUUACGGGAGAAUCUGCAGAAAGUUCAGCCCAGGUACGGAGCGACUCCGUUCUUCAAGCUGGGAAUUGAUAGCCGCAAUGCACCUCCCUACGACUACAUAAUCACCGUCAGCGAGGGUACGCUGGGACUUCCCAGCAAGGAGUUCUACACCCUGGAGGAACGACAUCCGAUCAUUCAAGCCUAUCACACCUAUCUGCGAGACAUUCUAACGCAUCUGGUGGAAACAUCCACCAUGAAGUCCCAGGAGUACGCAAAGAUGAUCUUCAACUACGAGCGUCGGAUCGCCUUGGAUGUGAUGAGCGUCCUCCGGGAACCGAGUGGAAAUGCUUCCCGACCGCAGAUUCGAACUAUGCAGCAGCUUGCGGAUGAAGCUCCUUCGCUACCAAUCCUGCAGACGGCACAGUCCAUGUUCAAGAAGAAAAUCACCGAAAACACCCAGGUACUGGUGAACAGUCCGAUCGUGCUGAGGAUGAUCUCCCAGAUCAUUACCACCACCGACAAGGAGGUCCUGAACAACUUUGUCAUGUGGUCGGUUAUACGGCACUUUGUCCCGUACAUGUCCCGAGACUUCCGGGUUUCGAUGCAGCAAUUCGAGAAAGUUCUGUACGGGGUACAGUCAAAGGAACCGGUGUGGCAUUUCUGUACCAAGGUGGUACAGCAGUGGAUGCCCUACGGGUUAGAGGUGCUACGGGAGAAUCCGGCGUUGAUCGUGCACGAUCGGAGUGAGCGGGAGUAUCCGGAACAUCAACCGGUGGUUGAUCCGUACCAUAGUUCUCAGCUGGUAACCGAUGAUCAGAUUCGGUACGACGAUGAACUGGUGAAGAUGAUGUUCUAUCACAUUCGGGACGAGUACAAAUCUGCCAUCAUCAAUGCUAACUGGGUGAAUGAGAAAUUGACUAAGUUCGUGGCGGAUAAGUUGUCGAUGAUGCGGGUUCAGAUUGGGAUUCCUGGGGAGCUGUUGAAGAGCGAUAAGUUGAUCAACGAAUUCUACACCGAGUUGGUGUUGGAUGAGUUGGUGUUCGUGGAUAACGUGAUCAGUCAGUGGGGCUUUGCGAAGCUUACGAUGGACCAAAUGCUGGAUAAUCGGACGGAAAGUGAAAGAAUCGUUUCGGAGUUGUAUCCACCGAUUCCAUUUGGAACGCGCCGGGCACCGGUGGCUGAUCUGAAAUAUUCAAUCGGACUCAACAUGGUUAUCAUUUCGAGGGAAAAGACUCGAGAACCGUACUUUCACUACAAAUACCCCAUAUCGCUGAACUUUGCCCGGUUGGGAGCGGACAUAUCUUUGGUGAUCCACGACGCCAUUAACACACUGACGGAGCAGUUCAAAAAUACCGAAACCAAUCAGCCGAGGCAUAUUGUGGAAAAUGUGUUCGACGAGGAAGCACAACAGUGCAUAACUAGGAUCCUACCGCAUUCGUUCCACCCGACGCGAAUCUCCAACGAGAGUAAGCUGCAUCUGUACCUGGAACUGUCGGCAGCAAGCGUGCUACGGCAAGCCUUCGGCACCUUGCUGGAUAAGAUCGAUCGAAACGAACGGAUAUUCGAGAGUGAAAUAUCGGAAAAGACCACGUACGAGGUGUUAGGUUUGCGGCACUGGCGUCGCCAAGCCGGUCUACGCCGGUACGAUCAGCAGCAGCUGUUUUCGUUAGCCUACCUGCAGAAGCACUGUGCCGUGCCGGAUAGUGGAGCAGUUCGGCUCACCAAACUGCUGCUGGACAAUGACAUUCCCGAGACGGAGAAAUUCCAUCUCCUGUGGCGCCACGUACCCUCACUGGCCGCUACCCUAGACUGUAGUAGCAGUAGCAUAAGCCGAUUUAGUAGUAGCAGCAGCAGCAGCACUAGCGAUACCGAUGGUGGCAAUCAAAAUAGCCCCUGCAGUCGUAUUCUUUGAUUAGUCCGACGGCCACCGGGAGUAGCGGUAUCGAGAAGCGACGACGACGGCCAAACAACUGCUGCCCGGAACCAGCAGCAUACCAAGGGAAAACGCAAAAAGCCUAAACCCACCUACUCUUACUACGAUCCGGCCUUCACGUAUCCUUACUAUACCGGGGGAAUCGCUACCGCUGCGCAGUAUCCGCAGUUCCCGGUGCAGCCUUCCUACACCGUCGCUGGCGCCCCGUCCCAGGGAAGCGGAGCUAGUAGUGUGCCACGGAGCAACACUGCCGAAAGGGGGGCUAGCGGUGAUGUCGUUUAUCCUAGGAUUGAUGUUAAUAGUAUAUUCUUCUAACGAGUUUGAACGAGAAUGCAAUGAGACAGAGAGAGUGCUGAACAAAAGAGAGAGGUAAUCUAUUUUAUAUUUAUCGACAAUUUUUUCACAAAAUAAUUUCGAGCGAAAACAGGAAUCAACUUAAUUCGAAUGUCAUUGAGAAUUGAUCUGAAAGUUGUGUGCGUUUUUAUUUCCAAUCGACCAAUUGAUCAAGUUUGAUCAAUUUUUAAAUUUAGUUGAUAAUUGUGCGUAGUUUGGUUCGAAAAAAAGCAAAUCUACUUAUGAAAGAGGACGACAAAAAACUUUCUGUGAACAAUCAUAAUUUUAAGAGUUAAGUUCCGUAGAAGGAUCCAAACAGUUUAAGGAUUAACUAUCCGGAGGCCGACACUGUCCAGUAUGUGAUUUCAGUUCACUGCGAAUUGAAUUUUUAUCCUUAGGAAUGCGUGAAUAUUUAAAAAUUGAUUAGGAAGAGUCAACGCGGGGAGCAAACAGCAGUAAUUAAACACAAGUCGAUAUUUAAGUUUAUGGAUAAUUUGAGAUGUUUAGGUGGUUACAUUUUGCCGGAAGGCGAGAGACGGAUUUAUCCGGAAUACGUUGACUAAUGAAAAGAAUCUAUAUAUUAGUAAGCACCUACAUGUUUGGUUCGAAGCAAACGGGUGCAAUGAUGCGAGAUACCCUGGAAGGAACCACUGAGAUUCAAGCAUGCGACAACUGAAAAUAAAUGCUGUAACUUUUGUACAUUAA